AUGAAGCCCAAGUUGAGGAAAGGCGAGUACGGGCAGGCCAUAGUGGACGGCGUGCACGCCACUGUCAAGAUUGUUAGCGGCAUGGAGGUUCAGCCAGUGGAGGAAAACUCAUCGGGGUCUUUCUUUGUGGUCAUCUUCUUCUUCGUUGGGGCGUCCUUUGUCGCCAUGAUUGCUAUACUCUGGCCGCAUCUUCACGCCGUGUUUGCUGGGAAGGCCCGCAGAAAUCAGAAGUUCAAGCAAUGUAAGGAGGCGCUCGAGAACAUCGAUAAGGACCGCGCUUGUGCGGAGAACAACCAGUUUGUUGCCACCAGUUGUCCUAUUUGUCUGAAUGACUUUAAGCAGUCGAGAGAUGAGGAUAACGAGGACACGGAAGAAGAGGAAGCCCAGCCGCUUGUGGAAAUUGAUACGAAUGGGCCGAAAUCAACCAAUGUGGGGAGCUCUGAGCAUAACGUCAAGUAUGUUUCAACCGGAAAUGGCCUUCGUACUGCAAACGCAGGCACGGGCACCACGGAGCAAGACGUCACAAGUGAGGGGGAAGAUGCUGUCAAGAUUCUUCCGUGCGGGCAUAAGUUCCACGAGAGAUGCAUUUUACAAUGGUUUGCUACUCCACAGCGAAUUAACUCACAGUGUCCUAUCUGCAGACAAUCGGUCCUGGAGCCGAAAACAGUCGAGUCCCGAACGAACAACGGUCAACCCAGUGGCUGGGAUGUUUAUGAAUCGGAGUAUUUUUUCCGCAUGAGAAGGGCUCAUCAUUAUUACAGCGAUUUUAUCAGACUCGACAUGAUGAACGACUGGAACUCACGUCGACGCGAUCAAGAGCCCAUGACUACAAGUCCGGAACUGACGCGGUUGGAUCCGGCUGCUGUCACUGAGGCGCGGCGGUGGAGCUGA
This is a messenger RNA of Chondrus crispus (carragheen), 891 nucleotides long. RefSeq lists its product as hypothetical. Lineage: Eukaryota; Rhodophyta; Florideophyceae; Gigartinales; Gigartinaceae. The record is from RefSeq and is a predicted model, not a curated record. The coding region runs from base 1 to 891 and encodes 296 amino acids. The transcript has a single exon.